Messenger RNA from Xenopus laevis (African clawed frog), 2056 nucleotides. It is a transcript of the gene ttc4.L, whose product is annotated as tetratricopeptide repeat domain 4 L homeolog. Lineage: Eukaryota; Metazoa; Chordata; Amphibia; Anura; Pipidae. Gene Ontology annotation, cellular component: cytoplasm; cytosol; nucleus. Gene Ontology annotation, biological process: protein folding. The record is from RefSeq and is a predicted model, not a curated record. The transcript is spliced from 11 exons. Bases 168 to 1322 code for a protein of 384 amino acids. Gene Ontology annotation, molecular function: Hsp70 protein binding; Hsp90 protein binding.
UUCUUGUUCUUUGACUCCUUCCGGGCGCCUAAUAAUGACGUCACAUGUCGCAUCUCGGAAGACGAAUAUGAACGCAGUGACGUUGCACGUGGCCGUUUUGGGUUGAGUAUAUCAGUGGCGCAGAAGGAUAAUAAACUUUCGUGCAGAAAUCGUGAAAACCACUGAUCAUGGAUCCAAAAGACCAAGAGGAAGAUCUUAAUAUGGAACAAUUUAUGGAAAAAUUUAAAACUCAGAAAUACAAGGGUGCAUUUAAUGAAGACUCCUGGGAGGAGGAGUUUGACAAGAUCCCGAUGUUCAUGAAAAAAGCUCCUUCUGAAAUUGACCCCAAAAAAGCACCUGAGCUGGCUUGUCUUCAGUCCAUUUUGUUUGAUGGAGACCCUGAAGAGCAGGCAAAGUCCUAUAAAGAUGAGGGCAAUGAGUAUUUUAAAGAAAAAGAUUACAAUAAAGCAAUCACAUCAUAUACAGAAGGCAUUAAGAAGAACUGCAAAGACCAAGAAUUGGAUGCCAUACUGUACACCAACAGGGCGGCAGCACAAUUUUAUUUAGGUAAUUACAGAUCUGCUCUUAAUGAUGCAACUGCAGCAAGAAAACUGAAGCCUGAUCAUUUAAAAGCAGUGAUAAGAGGUGCCUUGUGCUGUGUGGAAAUAAAGAACUACACUGAAGCUUUGAAGUGGUGUGAUGAAGGCCUAAAGUUCAAUCCAAAUGAGAAGAAACUGUUAGAAACUAGAGCAAAAGCUGAUAAACUGUUGAGAGCUGCAGAACGAGAUGUUAGAAAGAUGAGGCAAGCUGAGAAGAAGAAGAAGGCUCAAAAAGAAGCCCUGCGUUGUGCCUUUAAGGACAGAAGGAUCAGAUUUCAUCAGCAGGCUCUAGGUGAGGAAGAAGAGCAAGAGGAGGGGACAAUAUUGCCAUUUGAUGCAGUAAGCUCUGAGAAUGCCACCGGGGCACAAGUAUAUCUAGAUGAGAAUGGCCGACUGAACUGGCCUGUACUUUUCUUGUAUCCAGAGCACAGACAGACAGACUUUAUAUCUGCUUUCCAUGAGGACUCUAGGUUGAUUGAUCAUCUAAAUGCAAUGUUUGCAGAAUCGCCUCCUUGGGAUGAAGAUCAGAAAUAUCAUUCUCAAAGUCUGGAGAUUUACUUUGAAGAUGAAGAGUCCCAGUCCUUCUAUCAGGUGAAUCCUGAAGCAACUUUACUUGAGGCAAUGCAGCACAGGAGAUUCCGAGUGAAAGCUGGAACACCAUCCUUUUUACUCUUUGUGACACAAUCGCCAUUCUGUAUUAACUAUUUCUCCAGUAAGAGAGUUUAUAGACUGCCUUCUGCAUAGGGCUGAAGUAACAAAUACUCUAAAGAACAUGUGCGAUGCAUCUUAUUUUGUAAAGAACAUUUUAGACCGUGUUCGUUUUAUUAAGUGGAGCUGAAUGGAAACAGUCUUCUUGGAUCUCCUGUAUUCAAAUUUGGAUGUAAACUCGAUGCUGGCUGCUCACAUGACAAGUGUUGCAUACUGUAUUUCCUAUGCUACAAAUUAAUCAUCUGAUCUGUGUAAAUUAUACCUGGCUACUGUUUUCCAUAUUUUUUUUCAACCAGUUGGUCUUUAUCAGUUCAACUAAUUCUAAAAUAUGCUGGGCUGCAUUUAUAACAGACUAGUGCCCAGGGAUGUUAUAACACGUGACGGACGUUUCUGAUGCCUCGUCUUUUUUUAUUUUAUAGUGCUUUGUGCAGGAAGCUAAAUAUACUGAGCUGGCUGAUGUUUUAUACUUCCUUGCUGCUCACUUGACUUGCAUGCAGUACAGAGAGGAAAUCAAAUUAUAGUACAAGAAGCACUGACAAAGCUAGUUUUUUAGGGACUUUACCUAAUAUAACAGCUGUAGCAGGUAAGUGGAGAUGCUGCUGACGGUGCUGUGAUUAAAGGCAGUGAUUACUUUUACAGCUCUGCAUAUAUAUAAAAAAAAAAAUGCAAUCACUGUAUUCAAGGAAGAGGUUGAUAAGAUAAUGAAUAUACUAAGAAAUGUGACCCAUAAAUUAAAUGAAACAUAUUUUAAUAAAAAUAUAUCCUCGGUG